Molecule: messenger RNA, 1908 nt
Organism: Ruditapes philippinarum (Manila clam)
Lineage: Eukaryota; Metazoa; Mollusca; Bivalvia; Venerida; Veneridae
Product: INO80 complex subunit E-like
Exons: 8
Coding region: 102-698 (198 amino acids)
Biological process (GO): chromatin remodeling
Cellular component (GO): Ino80 complex; nucleus
Source: RefSeq, a predicted model, not a curated record
AUGUAAACAUGUGUGUUUUCUAUUUCACCGGAACUUGACUGGUCUAACAGCCGUAUUAGAAGCCGUUCCUUAAAUGUUUGUUAAAAUCAAAUUUAGACAUCAUGGAAGGACAAAUAGACUACAAACAGAAAUAUAAAGUUUUGAAAAAGAAACUGAAGUUUCUUGUUUAUGAGCAGGAAUGUUUUCUUGAGGAGUUAAGAAAAGCUCAGAGAAGAUUGUUAAAAGUUUCACGAGAUAGAAGUUUCCUACUGGACCGUCUGUUACAAUAUGAAAAACUAGAAGAAUCAUCUGGUGAUUCAGAUCUGACUGCUUCUAGUGACUCAGAGCCAGAAAGUCUUCGUCCAGAAGGUUCUACUUCUAAAAGAAAGAGGGGGGCUCUACCUGCAGGGUUUGAUCCUUCAGCAGUACUUGGUGGUAUGGGAUUCACAGCAAUAUCACAGGGUCCACCUAAGAAAAAGGCAAAAACAAAUGUAAAAAAGAAAACAGCAUCAAAGAAACAGACUCCCACCAAUCCAAUGUCAAGGGCAGAAUUAGAGCGCCAUCUAGAAUCAAAACAAGAAAUCUUUGGAAUAGAAAAGACUCCAGCUUUUCUUCCAUCAGAGAUAUUUAGUAAUGAUAAUUCAAAUUUAGACAGUGAUGCUAUGAUGGACAUUAAAGAUGAGGAUGAUGAUGAUUUAAUCAUAGAUGCACCACAAUGAUAGACUGUACCACAUUAUAGACUGUACUAAAGUGUUGAAGUUUUGACUGUACUAAAGUGUUGUAGACUGUGCCACACAGUGCUGGAAAAAUAAGAUUGAAAUGGCAUACAUGGCAAUUUAAUGUGGCACAAGCCAGUUCAAAGAGUGUUAGAUUGUUCUAGUUUAAACAUCUGAUGAAAGAGUUCAAGCAAGUUAAUGCCAGGAAAGGGAGAUGAAUCCUUCAUGCAGCUUUUAAUUGUAUAUAAAUGUACAUGUGGUUAUAUUUCUCUGCUAAAUGCAGUUUCAGAAAAUUUUGUUUUAAUUUUGAAAAGGAAUUCAAAAAUGUAUAUAUGAAAGAAAUAUGUCUGUAUAUUUACUUUGAGUGAACUGCUCAUCCACAAAAUCAUUGAUAAUUGGUUAAAACCUAUGUAAAAUAGCAAAGUAAUAUUUUAUCAUGUUUACACAAAGUUAUCAUGUAAGUGAAAUGGUAGAAACAGUCUAUGUUACAACUCUUUCAACAAUUGACUGUAACAUAGAAACAACAUCAUUUUACCCUUUUUAUACGCCCAUCCAUCCGUCAGAGAAGUUUAGGUAGUUGUGGUCUGUGUCCAGAAAGGCAAAAAGUUGUUCCAGUUUUUUUCCCUUCAUUCUGGAUAUGUCAUAUAGAAGUGUUAGAAGUGUGACCAAGUCAUCUAACUGUAAACAGAACAAAAUAGAACUAUAGAGUUCAAACGGGCCAAUUGCCUCAGAAUUAAACAAAAGAAAAUAACAAAAGAAAUGGCCCUUUCUUUUUCCAUUUCAUCUGCCUGUCCAGGCAAACAAAUGGAAACUUUUUGGGUACUGAGAACAAUUAGUUGUUAUUGUUGUUGCCGUCAUGCAAAAAUAUCAUGCAGUCCAUUUCUUAAACAAUUUUAAAUUUUUCAACACAAAACUUAGAGCACUUCUUAAUUAUGAUUCUUAAUCAUUGUAAGACAAGGGCAAUAAUUCUGAAAACAAUGUUUUAGGAGUUGUGAAAAUUUGUUAUUAACCCUGCAUGGGGUGCUCUUGUUAUAAGUACCAUCUUUAAAAAAAUUAAAAAUAAUGUUUAAAUUUUAAUGCAUAGCAUUUAUUAGUUGAAAAAUAGAUACAUGUACAUAUGUUUCCUAUUUGAAAAACAUUAAUAGCUCCUUUAAUCCAAAGAAAAGUCUGACAUUUUGCCCAUUGUGUUAAAGAAACUUAGUAAGAAUGAUUU